AUGUAUUUUCAGCUUAUAUUCUUUCGCCUACUUACUCAUUUCACAUUCCGUGGCCACCUCUGCCUUGUAUUUGAGCUGCUUUCCUACAACCUGUACGACUUGAUCAAGAACACUAAUUUCCGCGGCGUAUCGCUUAAUCUAACGCGGAAAUUUGCCCAACAGCUUUGCUCUGCAUUAGACUUUCUUUCACGACCUGACAUGCAGAUAAUCCAUUGUGAUCUUAAACCAGAGAAUAUUCUCCUCGUAAACCCCAAACGAUCGGCCAUAAAGCUCGUCGACUUUGGCAGUUCCUGCCACGUCCGAGAGAAGGUCUAUCAAUACAUCCAAUCCCGGUUCUAUCGUUCUCCUGAUGUUUUGCUAGGUCUCGAUUAUACAAUGAGUAUUGAUAUGUGGUCUUUGGGUUGCAUUCUCGUGGAAUUGCACACGGGUGAACCUCUUUUUGCAGGGCAAGACGAGGUAAGAUCUUAUUUACCUCUUUAUUUUAAUUUAAUGCACUCUUUGAUUUCAACUGUGUAA
Messenger RNA from Protopolystoma xenopodis, 516 nucleotides. The record is from the annotation of a GenBank genome assembly. Lineage: Eukaryota; Metazoa; Platyhelminthes; Monogenea; Polystomatidea; Polystomatidae.